Vicia villosa (hairy vetch) is the source of this 1154-nucleotide messenger RNA. RefSeq lists its product as uncharacterized. The record is from RefSeq and is a predicted model, not a curated record. The coding region runs from base 303 to 740 and encodes 145 amino acids. Lineage: Eukaryota; Viridiplantae; Streptophyta; Magnoliopsida; Fabales; Fabaceae. The transcript is spliced from 2 exons.
UUUUGGCUGAUUCUCUUCUUCAUCUCUAUCUCUUGGUGCUCGUGAAUCUCAUUCUAUUCUUCAUCUUCCCAUAACCCUAAACCCCUAAAUUUUUGGCUGGAUUUGUUUCAAUUAAUUCACAGGAUCUCGCUUUCUCUCUCACUUCUGACUCUUCUGAUGGCCUCUCCUCUUUCGAUUCUUCAAUCGUUGUUGUUGAGGACGAUUUUGUUGGUGAUGAUGAUGACGAACAGAUUGCUGCUGAUGAUGAUGAUGAUGUUGUUGGGUUCGGUUAUGAACCGUUGUUUGUUGAUAGGUCUGGGUUCAUGACAUCGGAUGGAGCAGAUACAUCAAAAUAUUCUACGAGUUUUGGAAAAUCAUUUUCUUUCAAAUUUGAGGAUCCCAUUGGUCGCAUGAAUCGAAUCAAUUGUGGUAACUGUCUUGGGGAAACAUUGGGAAGACUUGGUCUAUAUCUUGUUUGUUUUUGUCUUGUAUGUUUGCCUCCAACAUCUUGUGCAUUGAGUCUGAACAUGGGUUAUGUGAUUUUAUGCUCUUCUCUACCCACUUUGAUUCUUAUAGGAACUCAGUUAUUUAUGUUGUUGUUUUUUGUAGGUACUGAACAUUUAGAUGAGCAAGCAGUCAUGCUAAGAGUUGUUAUCAAGGACAGAGAACUCCCUGAGAUCUGCAGGAGUGAAGGCUUUAAAGUUGCAUUUGGAUUUCGGCAAUUCAGUCAAACCAACACCAAUCUCUGGUACAGCCACUAGACCAAAAUCUAGUGCUUUGUCUCUCAAGUCCAGUAUAUUUGCAGGGGCUAUUGUUAUAACAAGCAUUGGCGUAUUAGUCUACCUACAACAAUCCAAGUAACCUGUUUCGCGGUUUAAGCCAGAAAAAGCAAUAAUUACUCUGUAUGAAUCCCAGAGCUCUUUUGCAUUUUAACUGCUCAUUGCAAAGGAAGUGUUGAAUACUAAAAUAGGAGAGCUUCUCUAAUAUUGUGUCUUUUUGUUUGGGGUUAGUAUUUAUCCCCAUGAGAUAGUAGCUUAUAUUUUUUUGGUAUCUGAUGUAUCUGUAACUUAUGUAUAGUAAUGUCUUGUUAUACAACAAUGAUAAAUGCUGGGGUUCUGCAUUUUACAUUGAUUUCAAGCUUACUUGCAAAUUGCAGUCACGCCAUGUCAAAAUAA